This is a messenger RNA of Mobula hypostoma (lesser devil ray), 5211 nucleotides long. Its product is annotated as phospholipase A2, minor isoenzyme-like. Gene Ontology annotation, molecular function: signaling receptor binding; calcium ion binding; phospholipid binding. The transcript has 5 exons. The record is from RefSeq and is a predicted model, not a curated record. Gene Ontology annotation, biological process: fatty acid biosynthetic process; phospholipid metabolic process; arachidonate secretion. The coding region runs from base 161 to 577 and encodes 138 amino acids. NCBI's taxonomy places the organism in Eukaryota, Metazoa, Chordata, Chondrichthyes, Myliobatiformes, Myliobatidae.
CGGCCCGGGAGCAGGAGGAGGGACAGUUGCUGGGACCAGUGGUUGCCCGGCAACGGCCCAGGUCUUCUCCAUCAGCAUCGGGCUGCGGGUGCAAACUACAAAAACCCUGAGCGAGGAGAAUUCGUUUCGGGAUCUGCCUACAUGCGUUUGGAAGUUAAGCAUGUGUGUGUCAAAUGCUGUUGCAAGUGCCAGCAUUACACCUUACGCUCUCUGGCAGUUCAGGAAGAUGAUAAAGUGUGUGCUUCCUGACAGUUCUCCCAUCCUGGACUUCAAUAAUUAUGGGUGUAACUGUGGCUUUGGCGGUACUGGAACAUGUGUUGACGAGUUGGACAGGCGUUGCCUGAAUCAUGACAGAUGCUAUGCGAAUGCAAAAGCUGAUCACUGCAGUUCUCCGGCAGACAGCCCUUACAUUGAAAGUUAUCACUACUCUUGCUCUGGGAAUCAGAUCUCCUGCAGCAGCAUGAACGAUCCCUGUAAGGCUGCUAUUUGUAACUGUGACCGCACAGCAGCCAUCUGCUUCUCCAAGGCCCUUUAUAACCCUCAGCAUAAAGAUCUGGAGAAGAAUAAGUACUGCUGACAGCUGGGCAGAGAUAAGAAUCGAACAAAAAUUAAUAAAACUUUUCUUGCUGUUUCUUUGUGCAUUGAAUCUUGAAUUCAAGAAUACUGAAACAACGUAGGAAUGUAGCUACGAUAGGAAUUGGAAUUACAUAUUGGAAACAGCACAUUUUCUGUUUGUUUAAUUUGUAUGUUAUCUCUGCAAAAGUAAUGCAACCAAUCCCACUCUCUUUCUUUCUCUGAGCUCUACAAUUUUUAUUCUUGUUUAUAGCAGUUGUAAUAUACCUGUAGAUGACCUAUCUGCAAGACAAAUGUAUCUAUUUACAUUAUCUGUCAAAUUCACAGUGUCCUAAAUCAAAGGCAGAGAUGACAACCCACUGGCAUUCAGUGAAUUUAUAGCACAAAACUUUAUUGGAGUCAAAUUUAAUAUUAAAAUCAUUCUCCAGCACUCUGUCUUCCAUGUGUAAUUUUUCACACAUCUCAGCUGAGACAUUUUCUGAUUGGAAAAGAUGGCACUGGAAGGGAGUGACUUUUCUGUGUAGCUCCUGAGGGAAUUACCAAACACUCUUGUCUACAGUAAGUAACAUUGUUUAAAGUUAUUUCAUAGAACUAGUGACCUUCAGAACUGAUAGUCUGGGGACUCCAGACCAGCCAGGGAAUGAGUGCAGCUGGGGAGGAGAUACAGGAGCCUUAAGACACACAGUCAAUGUUUUAGCAACAUUCCACCAUCAUAUGUCGGAAUGGUCCACGAACACCAUCUCCUUCGUCCUCUAUUCUACUAUUUCUUUUUGUAAAGUGUGGUAAUUUGUAUGUCUUGUACUACACAGUUGCCGGAAAACAAAUUUCACAACUACGUCAGCGAUAAUAAACCUGAUUCUGAGAUCUAAGCAGUAAAUGACUUUCAAAAGAUGCAAGGUAAAUUGAAAAGUGAUUCUUAGAUUUCAUUUAAUUUAAGCAUUUCACAUAAUUUCAUACAGAGCAACUAAAACAUUUUCCAAUUAAAUGAUCACUAUUUCUUUAUGUGAUCAAGCUUUUAAAAAGGAUCCUUGUUUUCAUUUUCAAGUUUUUCCUUUGCAAAUGUAACAAGUCUACCAAACGAACAUUAUGAUUAAGGCAGUAGGACUUAUAUUGACAACUUAUGCAUGCUUACCUUUUAUAAUUCAAAAGAUAAUCCAAAAGGAACAUAGAAAUUAGGAACAGGAGGUGGUCCUUUGGUCCUCCAGACCUGCUCUGCCAUUCAAUAUGAUCAUGGCCGAAUCCAAUACUCUGUUCCUGCUUUUUCUUGCUUGUUGCCCCAAGAUCAAUAUCUUUCACUUUGUUGAAAAAGACAUAGGAGCAAAUUUAGGCCAUUUGGCCUAUUGAGUCUGUUCUACCAUUUGAUCCUCAUAUUUCCCGACAUUGCUGACAUAUUUCCCUCAUACCCAUUCACCUUCCUUUUCCCAACAACCUUCUAUACCCUUACUAAUCAGGAACCUAUCAACUUUCAAUGUAAAUAUACACAAUGGCUUGGCCUUCACAGCUGCCUGUGGUAAUGAAUUGUUCAGAUUCACCACCUGGCUAAAGAAAUUCCUCCUCAUCUGUUCUUAAGGGACGUCCUUCUAUUCUGAGGCUGUGUCCUCUGGUUCUAGAUUCUUCCACUAUUGAAAACAUAAGUUUCAAUUAGAUCCCUUGUCAUUCUUCUAAACUCCCUCGAGUACCGGCCCAGAGUUACCAAGCGCUUUCAUUCCCAGGAUCAUUCUCAACCUGGAGCCUAUGGACCCUCUCCAAUGACAGCACAUCCUUUCUUAGGUAAGGGUUCAAAACUACUCGCAAUACUCCAUAUAUGGUCUGAGCAAUGCCUUAUAAAGCUUCAGCAUUACAUCUUGAUUUUAUAUUCUAGUUCUCUUGAAAUUAAUGCUAAUAUUCUACUUGGCUUCCUUACUACCAACUCACACUGCAAGUUAACAUUUCGGGAAUCCUGUACGAGGACUUCCAAAUCCCUUUACACUUGCAAUUUCUGAAUUCCUUCCCCUCCUUUGGGAAUAUCCUUCUUGUAACAGUGUGCCUAAUUCUGUUAGAAUUUUAUAGCUUUCAAUGUGAUCCCCUCUCAUUCUAACACUACUGAACUUAAGCCAAAUCAACCCACAUUCUCUUUAUACAUCAAUCCUGCCAUCCCAGAAAUCAGUCACUGUACACCCUCCAUAGUAGGGGCAUCCUUCCUCAGAUAAGGAGAUAAGAAGUGUACAUACACAUUGUUCAAUGCGCUUUCAUCAAUGGCCUACAUUAGAAACUGCUUAAAAUUUCCCUAGUGUUACAUAGAAUUCUAUGUUUCUAAGCUCCAUGUACCUAUCUAAGAGGCUCUUAAAAGACCCUAUUGUAUCCGCUUCCACCAUCACUGCCGGCAGUGCAUUCCAUGCAUCCACCACUCUCUGUGUGAAAAACCUACCCCUGACACCCCCUCUGUACCUAUUUCCAAGCCCCUGGACUCAAAUUCUCUGCCACAAAGGCCAACAUACCAUUUGCUUUUCUAUCUGCCUGCUGCACCUGCACAUUUACACCCAUCACUAGGGUACAUGAACAAGUGGGUCUCCUUGUAACCCCCACUUUCCUAAUCUAUCUUGGAGGACAGCACAGAGACACUCCUGUAAUCACUCCUUCUCUGUGAUUACUACUCUACCUACCGGUGUUCUGUACUUUUUCUCCCUGUGCAGCCAUGACAGCCUCAGACACAGAAUCAGGUUGAGACGUGACAGCCUCAGACUCAGAAUCAGGUUGAUUAUCUCUGUCGUAUGUCAUGAAAUUCGUAGUUUUGUAGCAGCAAUACAGUGCAAGGCAUAAAUGUUAUCAGUGUAAAAAAAGCAAUAGCAAGAUAUUGUUAUGGGUUCAUCAAUGUUUGGCCCAAGGUAGAGCCUCAGUGUUGUCGACGAUCCAAAGUGGGCUCAUUUGCAGUUCCAGCUGCACAAUGUGGUCAGUCAGGAGCUGCAACUGGAUGCGCUUCCUAUAAGCAUGGUGACCUGGGAGACAAGUUGCUAAUUUCACAAGAGACUAUUCCAUUCUAAACACUUCCUGCUACAAUCCUGAGUCCCAACAUUUACUUCAGAGAAUGAAAGAUGUAUUAAAAGGUAGAAAUACCCAUUUGUUACUUCUUACCGAACAACUGUCUCCCCUUGGAAUGCACUACUCUUUGAACUGUGAUGUUCCUCACAGUCUCUUUGAAUGCAUGAGGGUCUGCAUUUCCUUCCUCUAAACCUCUCACAGCCCACUGGCACUCAACAACCUGUUAAUGGCUAACUUAUGAGUUUCAAUCCUUGACAUUUAAUUAUGUUCAAUUUUAAAAACUGCAGUUGAGAAAUAAUGUCUAAAUAUAAACUUGGUUUAAUUUUUCAAAAUCAGUAAAAAAGUAUGAAUUCUGUUAAAAGAUGAAUGCAACUGAACAGAAAGUUAAAUGAUAUUCCAUUUCAAUUUGUCAUCUUUGCCAUCAAAUCCCUGAUCUCACAGGAAUAUAUUACUUGCCAGUCUUUGCUAAGUAAAUGAUUUUAAUGUAAUUAAAACACUUUCUCUAAAGUUUCUACUCUCCUUCAAAACGUAUCACGGAUAUCAGUGUCUCUUACUGCUUCCUCGCAUUUCAGCCAUGAUUGAGUUUGACCAGUAAAUGUUGAUAGGCGACAGACAACACAAUCUCCAAGCACAUGGACUUGCCAUCCCUUUUUAGAAAUUGGAAGCAUUGUUAUUUUGCCCUCCCAAUCCUGCAAUACCACUGCAGUGAUAAAGCCCUACCACUGUCUCUGCUGCCAAACACUUACUCAGCAUUGACAAGUUGAGAGUUUAAUGCUGUGUCAGCUGGUACAGUUUAUCAAGAGAUAGGAAGCAUCCAAACAUUAACUCCAAGGCAAUAUUCAUAUCCUCAGCUAUGGAAAUUCAACCUUGGAAGACUAGCUGACACAAAGGGAUCUGUAUUCACCAGUUUGUCCAGAUGUACGUUACUGCCCUUAGGGAUUUGGAAACAGACUUUUUCAAACUGUUUGGCCUCUACACUCCAAAUUAAAACACUGAAACCUGUUAACAUCAGCAACUAAUGGAUUUAAAAUUCAAAUGUGGUUGUGAAAUUCCACACUGUGUAAUCACAUGGAAAGAAAUCAGAAUCAGAUCAGAUUUAAUAUCACUGGCAUAUGUUGUGAAAUUUGUUAACUUCACAGCAGCAGGACAAUGAAACACAUGAUAAAUAUAGAGAAAAAUACUGAAUUACAGUAAGUAUAUGUCUAUUCAAUAGUUAAGAUAAAUAGUGCAAAAACAUUUAGAAAUCUGAUGGCAGAGGGGAAGAAGCUGUUCCUGAAUCGCUGAGUGUGUGCCUAAUGGCGACAGUGAGAAGAGGGCAUGUCGGAGUAGAAAGCUAAUGUGUGUAUAUUGCUAGGCUUGGAGGAAGUUUUACUUUUAUUGAAGUUUACAGCAAAUAUUCAAGUAGGUUCUUAAGCAAAGAAAGAAAAUGCUGCAGAAUAUUUUGAUUUACCAAAUUUUUUGAUUUAAAUUUUCAAUUGCCUUGAGGUCUCCCUGUGUAAUCCUUGACUUCAGUGGUGUCAUUUGCCAUAAAGUGGCCAAUGUUGUUGAACUUGUCAUCUGCCACUCAUCUCUGAUUUGAUUUUUGGAUUGUAACCCUAAAUAAUUCAGAUGAAAAAUGGA